Molecule: messenger RNA, 1290 nt
Organism: Pogona vitticeps (central bearded dragon)
Lineage: Eukaryota; Metazoa; Chordata; Lepidosauria; Squamata; Agamidae
Gene: TRNAU1AP
Product: tRNA selenocysteine 1 associated protein 1
Biological process (GO): selenocysteine incorporation
Cellular component (GO): nucleus
Molecular function (GO): tRNA binding
Source: RefSeq, a predicted model, not a curated record
AUGGAUGAGAACUUCAUUUCAAGAGCAUUUGCUACUAUGGGAGAGUUGGUUCUGAGUGUUAAAAUCAUUCGGAACAGAUUGACAGGGAUUCCAGCAGGUUACUGCUUUGUUGAGUUUGCUGAUCUGGCAACUGCAGAAAAAUGUUUACACAAAAUCAAUGGGAAGCCUCUUCCUGGUGCCACACCUUUUUAACCACACUCAGUCUCCACGUUUUGUGUUUGUCAGUCCUGCUGAAGGAGAGGAAAGUUUGCCCAAAUACCAGUAUGACAAAGCGAUUUAAAUUAAAUUAUGCCACGUAUGGAAAACAGCCUGAUAAUAGCCCAGAAUAUUCACUCUUUGUUGGAGAUCUUUCUCCUGAUGUAGAUGAUGGAAUGAUAUAUGAAUUCUUCGUAAAAGUAUAUCCAUCGUGUAGGGGCGGCAAAGUAGUUGUGGACCAGACAGGUGUUUCCAGAGGCUAUGGUUUUGUGAAAUUCUCUGAUGAAUUGGAACAGAAAAGAGCACUAGUAGAGUGCCAAGGCGCCGUUGGUCUUGGUUCUAAACCAAUACGUUUGAGUGUUGCUAUACCAAAAGCUAACCGGUUGAAGACGGUCGAGUACAAUCAGAUGUACAACUAUAACUACAACCAGUACUACCAGCAGUAUCAGAACUACUAUGCCCACUGGGGGUAUGAUCAAAACACAGGCAGUUACAGUUAUAGCUACCCGCAAUAUGGCUACACGCAAAGUACCAUGCAGACAUAUGAAGAAGUUGGUGAAGAUGCAUUAGAAGGCUUCUGUUUAUUGACAGACCCAAUGCCCCAGACGGACGUAGCCGAAGCAAACAAACAGUUCAUGGAACAGAGUGAAGAACUCUACGACGCCUUGAUAGAAUGUCAUUGGCAACCUUUGGACAGUGUAUCUUCAGAGAUUCAAGCCAUGUAAUUGCCUCAUGGCUCCCACACCAUCUCCAAGUGACAUGCCAGUAUGCCUGGAGCUGCCAAGCACACAAAAGCUGGAGCUGGAAGAAGGACUGCGCCACUCCUUUCCUAGAGACUCCAACUCAAGAUUCCAGAGGAUGACUUGGGGCAAUUCUUAUCUGCACUGAGCAGCAGAGGAGUGUGGUGGUCACUUUUAUUCAUGAUGAAAUUAGAACUCAGAUACUUAGUUUUUUCUUCUUUUUCUUUUUUGACCUUGAGACAGACUUAUUAAUCCUUGACAAGGAGUUGUAAUUUAUAAACUUAAAGAAAAAAAAAGGUGUGGUGGAAAAACUUUUACUUCUGUGUAUAUAUAAUUAAAAAUAUCUUUUACAUAG